GUCAAAUCUCCCUUUGUGCGUGUCAAGUAAGGGCUUUGUUCGGCUGAAAAUUUCCAGUUUAGUUUAGGUCUGGAAAGUCCGUUGUAGGCAACUCACGAGAAGGAAAGGAAAGUUCAUAUGUUGGGAAUUUAGAGAAAACUGCAGUUAAUAACGCGCAAAGUAAGAUAUUUGAUUCACAAUUUGGACGUUCGAUUGAGGUAAACAUGGAUUUGAACGACCUGGAAGAAGAUUGUGCACCCACCAUGGCUGCAAGCAUGCCAAGAUUUGAUCCUUCCGAUGGGAGACUGGAAAAGUUGAAAUCUGAAGAUAGGUGUGACUCUGACCUUGGGUCCUCCAUUUCCAACGAGAGUGGCGUUAUCACAGACAUUCGAGAGCAAAUUUUGAAACAUUCCCUUAAAGUGGAACCCCCGGUCGACGAGGUUGAAGAAGUUACUGAAAAACUUGCAAGUGUCGAUAUUGACGAGGGGAUAUGUGAGUCUGAGAAAUUGGAUGACAUUGAUGAAAACGAGUCGUCUGCAGCAGCAUUCACUGACGACGAUUUUCUCGUGUACGGGAGGGAUGCAGAUGGUGAUACUCUACUCCAUCUCGCCAUUAUCUCUGGUCAUGUCAUGCUCGCAAAAGUGUUCGUCGAGGUGGCCCCGUGGACGCAGUGUUUAGACAUUUACAACGACAAACUGAGGCAGACCCCCCUCCAUCUCGCAGUGUUGAUGAAACAGCUCGAGAUUGUCCGACUUUUAUUAGACAAUGGCGCCAAUCCCGAAAUGUUCGACCACAAAGGCGAUACAGCGCUUCACAUUGCAUGCCGAUCUGGAAACGUUACCAUGGUGAAUGAAAUUUUAAAACGGAGGCAGUCUAGACCCAUGCAAAAUCUGGACUUUAGAAACUAUGAUGGACAUACGUGUUUACAUUUGGCCGUGUUAGGGGGUUACAAAAGAAUAGUUGACAUUUUAUUACAAUCUGGUGCCGAUGUGAAUGUUGGGGACGGAAAAAGCGGCGCAACCGCCCUUCAUUUGGCCGCCAGGGGUAAUAGGGAGGAGAUCAUUUCAUUAUUACUCGAACAGCCGGAAAUCGUGGUAGACAUUAAAAUGUACAAUGGAGUUACCCCACUAAUGAUCGCAGCGGAGAAAGGACUGCCGAAUAUUUCAAACAUUCUUGUGACUCAUAACGCUAAUACGAACUUACUUAGUUACCAAUAUUCAAGUUCGAGUGAUGAAUCGGAGGAGGAAGAAGAUUAAACGAUCUGUAAUUAUUAAUUAAUAGAUGACUGUAUUCUCAGGGAUUCUCUGUGAUACACUGUUAGAUAACUGUACCAUGUCAACCCCAGCUGACGAGCUGUGAUUGGCUGAUUGUGUGUAGCCGGAUUUUUAUGUAUUAUGUAUAUUGUAUGGUUUUUUUCUGUGGUCGGUUCAGUCGGUCGUCAUCGAAGCGACAAGUCUAAACUGACUUCCUGUAGUCUAGCUGUAGAUAUUAUUGACAUUGAAUAAAUUAUCAAAGUAUU
This is a messenger RNA of Magallana angulata, 1498 nucleotides long. RefSeq names its product NF-kappa-B inhibitor epsilon-like. The transcript has a single exon. Lineage: Eukaryota; Metazoa; Mollusca; Bivalvia; Ostreida; Ostreidae. The coding region runs from base 204 to 1235 and encodes 343 amino acids. Gene Ontology annotation, molecular function: protein binding. The record is from RefSeq and is a predicted model, not a curated record.